AUGCCGAGGCUGGCGAGUGGAUGUAUUGCUCCGGUGGCCGCCGCACUGCCCUUGCUGAGAGGCUGCGGAUCGCAGAAGUUGCUGUUCAGCUCUUCGUCGGCCGCACGAGCCGACUUCACCCACGUGGUCGUCGGCGGCGGCGUCGUCGGCCUCGCCGUUGCCCGCCAACUCUCGCUCCGCCCAUCGGCCUCAACCCUGCUGCUCGAGCGCCACGCCGCCGUCGGCACCGAGACGAGCUCGCGGAACAGCGAGGUCAUCCACGCCGGCAUCUACUACGGACCAUCUAGUCUCAAGGCCCGCCUCUGUGUGCGUGGCAGAAAGCUGCUCUACGACUUUUGUGCCGCCCACGCCGUCGAGCACCGACGCACCGGCAAGUGGAUCGUCGCCCAGACGGAUGCGCAGCGCGAGGCCCUGGCCAGCAUCGAGCGUCUGUGCCGUGAGGAACUCGACGUGCCGGUCCGCUGGGUGACCGCAGAGGAGGUCGCCGUGCGCGGCGAGGGCGUGCAAGCCGACAAGGGUGCGCUCGAGAGCCCAACCACGGGUAUCGUAGAUGCCCACGGUUUGAUGAUGGCCCUGCUCGGCCUCUUGGAGGAGGCUGGCGGCAUCGUUGCCCUCAAUUCUACCGUCACAGGUAUCGUGCCCCUUGGUGCCUCACCUCCAGGCAGCUCCGGCUGGGAAAUCACCGUCCGCGACGCCGAGACGGGGGGGUCCUCGACCAUCACCACGGAGACUCUCAUCAACGCGGCCGGCCUCGGCGCCGUGACGGUGCACAACAUGAUCGUGCCCCCCGAGAGGCGGAAGCGGCUCUAUUUCGCAAAGGGAAACUACUUCUCGUAUGCCUCCUCACACCCGCGUCUCACCCGGCUGAUCUACCCGGCCCCCGAACCUGGCGCUGCCGGCCUCGGCACCCACCUCACCCUCGACCUGGCUGGCCGCAUCCGUUUCGGCCCCGACGUUGAGUGGGUAGACGGACCGGACGAUCUGGCCGUCAACCCUGCGCGGCUGCCGCAAGCCGUCGCCGAAAUCCAAAAGUACCUCCCCAGUGUCGACGAGAACUGCCUGAUGCCCGACUACGCCGGCAUCCGACCCAAGCUGGGGGGCAUGGGCUCCGUAGGCUCUGCCAAGGGCUUUCAUGACUUCACCAUCCGGAACGAGGACGGCUAUGCCGGUUGGGUGAACCUCUUGGGCAUCGAGAGUCCUGGCUUGACCAGUUCCCUAGCCAUUGCCGAGGAGGUGGAGCGUCUCCUUCACGGGAGCAUCAGCCCGUGA
This is a messenger RNA of Drechmeria coniospora, 1269 nucleotides long. Its product is annotated as L-2-hydroxyglutarate dehydrogenase, mitochondrial. NCBI's taxonomy places the organism in Eukaryota, Fungi, Ascomycota, Sordariomycetes, Hypocreales, Ophiocordycipitaceae. Gene Ontology annotation, cellular component: mitochondrion. The record is from RefSeq and is a predicted model, not a curated record. The transcript has 2 exons. Gene Ontology annotation, molecular function: (S)-2-hydroxyglutarate dehydrogenase activity; (S)-2-hydroxy-acid oxidase activity. Bases 1 to 1269 code for a protein of 422 amino acids.